AUGUGAUAUUACACAUUUUAGUAGUACUCCGCUUCAUAAUUUUGUCUAAUACCCAUUACACUUAAAUUGUGUAAUAUUAACCAAAUUUUUAUUCAAUAUCACAUAUUCGUGUUGUCUCAUAUCGAGCUGUCAAAUUUUCCACCAUCCGCAGACAAAUCAAAACAAAAUAUAAAAUAUCAAGUGCAGAUCAUUCGCUGAGCGUCAUCCCUCAAACUCCAAUUCGCUAGUUGUCAUAAUCUCCGAAUCCCAACUUAAAGUGCCAGCUUGACACGACGAUGCCGCUGCUGGUUGUCCACGUGUCCGGCGUUCUCGUUUCUGUCACGGAAACUAGGUGCCGUAGAGAAACUGAACGGCAACGUGAAGACACAAAUUUCCACAAAAACCGUGGUGGGCAAUAUGGCGACUGCUGUCCGGAAGAAGUGGUUAGGAUAGACCCAGUGCGUUGGCGACUUUGGCCACGAGUCUAUUGGGUGUUUCGAUUUCGCCACCACCGUUUUUCCGGCCAAGUCGGGCCCAAGAGUGAAGGCCAAGUAUCGGCAGGUGAACUAAAUGGCCGGGAAUAUUUUGGAAUGCAGUGUUCCAUUCGAGUAUUACGCUGUUUUCAAUGCUGUUCGAUUCGGUGAUGCAACCUGCAGAAGCUGACGCUGUACCCGGACUCCCGGGAAUGUUUGUACUGAUUAAGGUAUCUCGGAAUCAACACUACCAGAACCUCCUCACGCGCGAUCCCAACAAUCACAUCGUGGUGUUUUCCCAGGAUCAACACGGACCACGAAUCAUCCAGAAGAAAAUGAAGCUUGAUUCGUCCGAGCAGAAGCAAGCCCUUAUCAAAAGCAUCCCGUCUGAGGGGCAGCUGCAAAUUGUCCCUGAACUGUACGGCCUGGUCAUCCCGCAGAUUUUUUGCACGGAAAGCGGGGCAAGUCCGUCCUGUCCGGACACGAUUUGCCAGGCAGAGUUUACGUGUGUCUAAAUUGGCCGCGGGGAAGGACGACGCAUCAUCUACAUCCGGACACCCGCCCGGAAGACAUCAAAAGUUCCAAGCUGGCCGUGAUCACCGAUGAUCUGAACAGCUUCGAAGAUCUGUAUUGGAAGUUGGAAAGUUUGAAGAUUCGAUAAGAACGACCUAAUUGCGAAGAGAUCCCGCAUAUAUUCUUCAAAUUGUAAGUGUAGUUAAGUAUAAGUGUUUAAAAUGAAAACUACUCGAUGAGAAAAAAAUCAGAUUAACAAAAAAAACAUUCCGUUUGAUUAUCUUUGAUUUGACA
Molecule: messenger RNA, 1259 nt
Organism: Culex pipiens pallens (northern house mosquito)
Lineage: Eukaryota; Metazoa; Arthropoda; Insecta; Diptera; Culicidae
Product: maternal protein pumilio-like
Exons: 4
Coding region: 605-967 (120 amino acids)
Molecular function (GO): RNA binding
Source: RefSeq, a predicted model, not a curated record